CAGUUACUUCCUUUGUCCUCCUCCUACGAAGUACCAUUAUUCCUGGCUUCUGUCAGUGUAAUUUUUGGAGUCUGUUCCUUAGUGUUAUGUGAUGUUUGCUGAAGGUUUAUGAUAUAUAACUUUUAUAAAUAAGGAUUUUCUUUCUGUUGCUCGUUUGCUAAGUUUUUGUUUUUGUUGUUGUUUUAGUCAUAAAUAUGUGUUGAAUUUUUCAAAUGCCUUUUUUUGUGUGUGUGUCUAUUGAGAAAAGCAGGCGAUCUUUCUCUCCUUAGGGAAAAAAAAACCCUAUUUAUAUGGUGAAUAUACUAAGAGUGCUUCCAUUGUGGGACCUCCCUUGCACCCCUGGGACAAUCUCUACAUGAUCAUGGUGCAUUAUUUUUAAAAAAUAUACUGUUGGCUAAUAUUUUAUUUACAAUUUCUGCAUCUAUGUUCACGUUCAUACAAUUGUCCAACUUGAUUGUUGGAGCUACUUGCAAACUAAUAGUGUGUAAGCUGUGAGAGGAGGGGGAACCUCUCUCUGUGGGCUCCAUGCUAGGGGUUUUUCUGUUUGUUUUGUUUUGUUUUCUGAAUGGCCUAUGAAAAGACUUCUGACACAUAAGUUUGGAGCUUUUCUUAACUCUGAGUAGUGUGGGGACAGAGCCCUUUUGUAUCUCAAGAGAUGCAGCAAGCAUUAUAGCCUUGCAGCACCAUGGCCUAGGGACUUACCAGACACAAGGAAAUACAUUUCCUGUCGUGGGGCUCCUUCUGUGCUUCUCCCUUGUCGUGAGGUUCUGUGCUGCUUGCUUCCUCUGUGUCUCAGUAUCUCUCUCCUCCUCCUGUCAUGUCUCUUUAUCUUUGUCUUGAUGCUUUUUAUUUCUGUCAUCGUCAUUUUCUGUCCCGCUCAGUGCCUUUGGGCAGGCCACUGGUCUUUUCUCACCCUCAGUCUCCCCUUCUUUGAAGUGGGAACAAGCCCCCGGGUUACAGCCUUGUGCAAAUUGCCCUGGAGGUAUCUUGGUCUCUGUCAUUCUUACCCUUCUCUGUGUGGCCACUGUAUCUUCCUGGCAUGCUUGUUCCUGAAGCUUGUGGCAAACCCUGGUGGUCGGAGAAUUUGGACGUGACCCGCCAUUGGCCCUGGGAAGUAAGCCUCCGAGUAGAAGAUGAGCACGUGUGUGGAGGGGCCCUCAUCGACCUCAGCUGGGUGGUGACUGCCGCCCACUGCAUCCAAAGCACCAAAGAGUACUCAGUGAUUCUCGGCACCUCCAAGCUGAAGCCCAAGGACGCCAUGAAGGCCCUCUCAAUCCCCGUGAAGGACAUCAUUUUGCACCCCAAGUACUGGGGCCGGACCUUCAUCAUGGGCGAUGUUGCCCUUCUCCAGCUUCACACUCCUGCCAUCUUCAGCAAGUACGUGCAGCCCAUCUGCCUCCCGGAACCCAGCUACAACUUGAAGGUUGGAACACAGUGCUGGGUGACUGGCUGGGGCCAGGUUAAACGGCGCUUCUCAGCCAACUCCACGCUGAUGCCAGAGCUGCGAGAGGCUGAGGUGUUUAUCAUGGACAACAAGAGAUGUGAUCGGAUUUACCGCAAGAAUUCCCUCGUCCCCCGAAUUGUCCCCCUUGUGCUAGGGGACAUGAUCUGUGCCACCAAUUAUGGAGAAAACAUGUGCUAUGGGGAUUCUGGGGGUCCACUGGCUUGCGAAGUCGAGGGCAGAUGGAUUCUGGCUGGGGUGUUGUCCUGGGAAAAGGCCUGCGCCAAAGUACGUAAUCCAGAUGUGUACACCCGUGUCACCAAAUACAGCAAGUGGAUCAAGAAGCAAAUAAGCAACGGGGUUCUCUCUGGACCCCGCACCUCUCCCUGGCUCCUACUCCUGUCUUGGCUGCUGCAGCCCCUAAUGGACCCCUGAUCUCCCCACUCCCUUCUUCUCCAUGCUUUGCCUCUGCUGGAUCAACCUUGAUCUCUGGCCAGAUCAAGGUUAGACCAAGGUCAUGAUUCUGUUUUCAACAAGAGUCAAAGUUGGGAAAGAGUGGCCCCUGGGAGACUGGGUCUUGCUUUAGCCUCCUAGUGAGGAGGGAUAUGGUGGAUGACUAGGCCUUGGGUGACCAGGAGAAGGGAAGUGUGGCCUAGAAGCGCUCUGGAAUUGGGGCCAGAACAGUAGGGAUUAAAUGUGUGCAAAUAUAUGCUGGCUCUAUUCUCUUUUCUGGGUGGCCCUGGGGGCUGGGGUUCAGUGAGAGGGCCAGGCAUCCUGAAAUUAAUUCUGCCAGGAGACUCAUCAGGGUAGGGGCUGAUAGCUUUUGCUGUAGUACUUGGGCUGGGGCAUAGGGAAAGGGCCUGGGCCUGAGGCCUCGGUUCCCUCAACUGUAAAGUGGGUGUGCUGUGGGGAGCAGUUGAGACACACCCCGUAGGUGACAGUAGGAAGGACCCACACAUAGUGCUCCAAAAUCAGCUUCCUUUUUUCUUUAAAUGGCAUUUAAAACUGAUUACAAAAGUAUUGCAUGUUGACUUUCUAAAUUUUUAAAAAUUAAAAACAAUUACAAAUAUCUGAAUACAUUUUUGUCAUGAUUUACUUAAAAAAAUUCAGAUACAUGUUAAAACUCCCUCUUGCUCAUUCACCCCCACCAUUCAUACUGACCCCUUCCCA
Molecule: messenger RNA, 2611 nt
Organism: Vicugna pacos (alpaca)
Lineage: Eukaryota; Metazoa; Chordata; Mammalia; Artiodactyla; Camelidae
Source: RefSeq, a predicted model, not a curated record